This is a messenger RNA of Stegostoma tigrinum, 6228 nucleotides long. Its product is annotated as signal-induced proliferation-associated 1-like protein 2. Gene Ontology annotation, molecular function: protein binding; GTPase activator activity. The transcript has 16 exons. Gene Ontology annotation, biological process: establishment of epithelial cell polarity; activation of GTPase activity; epithelial cell morphogenesis. Gene Ontology annotation, cellular component: cytoplasm; Golgi apparatus; plasma membrane. Bases 1596 to 5270 code for a protein of 1224 amino acids. Lineage: Eukaryota; Metazoa; Chordata; Chondrichthyes; Orectolobiformes; Stegostomatidae. The record is from RefSeq and is a predicted model, not a curated record.
GGGGUGACCAAGAAAUCUGAUGAGGGCAGUGCGGUGGAUGCUGUCUACGUGGACUUUAGCAAAGCCUUUACUGCAUGAUGGUCCAUUGAGUAAGGUUAAAUAUCACAGUGUCCAGGCACAGUUGGCCAUUUGGAUAUAAAAUUGAUUUGACGUUAGAAGACAAGAGAGUUGUUUUUCAGACUGGAGGACUGUGAGCAAUGGUGUGCUGCAAGGAUCAGUGCUGGGUUCACUGUUACUCAUGGUUUAUAUCAAUGAUUUGGAUGACAAUUUAGGAGGUGUGGUUUGCAGAUGACACCAAAAUUGGUGGUAGUGGACAGAGGAGGAGGUUAUCUGGGAAUACAGCAAGAUCUUGAUCAACUGGGCCAGCGGGCUGAGGAAUGGCAGACAGUUUGAUUUAGAUAAAUCUGAGGUGUUGCAUUUUGGUUAGACAAACCAGGGCAGGAGUUACACAGUCAAUGGUAAGGCCCUGGGAGGAGUUAUAGAACAAACUGAUCGAGCGCUACAGGUUCAUAGCUCCCUGAAAGUGGUAGACAGGGUGGUGAAGAAAGCUUUCGGCAUGCUUGCUUUCAUCCGACAGAGCAGUGAGUUUGGACGUCUUGUUGCAGUGGUGGGGGAUGUUGGUGAGGCCACAUAGAAAGGAUAUUAUUAAACUAGAAAGAGUGCAGAAAAGAUUUACUGGGAUGCUACCAGGACGGGAAUGUUUGAGUUAUAAACAGAGGCUGGAUAGGCUAGGACUUUUUUCCCGAGGUUGUAGGACACUGAGGGGUAACCUUUAUAGAGGUUUAUAAAAUCGUGAGGGGCACAGACAAAGUACAUGGGGAAAGAUUUUUUUCCCCAUAGUAGGGGUAUCUAAAAGUAGGGUGAGAGGGGAGAGAUUCGAAAGGGACUGGAGGGGCAGUUUUUUUACACAAAGGAUGGUGAGUGUCUGGAACAGGCUGCCGGAGGUAGUGUAUGGUAGGGCGAGUACAAUUGUAUAAUUUAAGAAACAUUUGGACAGGUACAUGGAUAGGAUAGGUUUGGAGGGAUUUGGAGCAAACAUAGGUAAAUGGGAUUAGUUUAAAUUGUAAAAACUGGGCGGCUUGGACACAUUGGGCAGAAGGGCCUGUUUCCAUGCUGUAAUCCUGAAUGACUGCAUGAUGGAGGCAGACAGUCACCAGACAGGGUCAUGUCACUCAACAGCCAGAGAUGAAGGAAGCCAGCGGGAGAUUUGAACUGCAAAGCUGAAGAUAUUUGAUGUGACACUGUGACUGAAAGCACCUUUAUGCUCCCUUAACCAUUGAACUGUUGACCUUUGCAACAGCCUGACUGCUCCCUGUCACUUCCCCUGCCCCCUGUAAUGGCCUGAGCCUCUUCAGAGAUUUGGUGCUGUUUGGGAUGAAGAGAGCAGCUGUUUUGAGGAUGUGAGGGCCCUAUGUGGAGUCCUCAGAUUGAGUUUUGGUGCAAAGGGGAAGAGAUGUCCAUCUUCUUUCCCCACCUAACCAGGGCUCGUGCCUGGCGAUCUCGGCCACUCUCAAGCCAGUAACACACGCCUACAACGUGUGGGUGUUGUUGUCCUGUGAGCAAGGAGCUGCAAGGGACUUUAAGGGGCACGGGACAUGCAGUCGGACGAUUUUUUCUACAGGAAGUUCAAGAGGAACAACCCAAGGCCUUUGCUGUCAGCAGUGAGCUUUGAACCCAAGGCACCCAGGUCGACUCCGGAGCCUGCUGGGACGACAGUGCGGGCCAGGAUCUCCGAAUGGCCGCCCCGGCGAGAGUCGCUGGAGGACGGGGCUGCGAGAAACCACGGCUGUGAAGAGAAAGGGGCCUCUCGACCCCUUGACGAGGCUGCGGGCCCCAAGGGCAUCGCAAAGGAGCUGGCAGCCAAGAUGACAGCGCAGGGACGUAACCCGGUCAUCCAGCGCAGCAACAGUGAGGUGACCAUCACCGACAGCAGCUGCGGCCAGGGCUCAGACCAGCAGGUUGUCCACACCUGCACCGGGGCAGCCCUCCACCGGGACUACGGCAGUGCCUCUUCCAUUGAGCGUCAGCAGUUACGAGACGGGGAGGGUGAUGCCAACAGGACAGGGUCGGAGGUCGGCAGCGCUGCUCGCUUCCGCGACCCCUACCUGCUGCUGGGCUUGAGGGAGAGCCCUGGUGCCGAAGAGAGAGCAGCAAAGGGCAGGCCCAAUCUGACGGCCGAACCACCCGCUGAGGCCGCGGUGUUCCGAAAGCUCAAGACCCAGAGAAGUGACCCAGAGAGCCCGAGGUCACCGCCCCCGGUGUCGGCCCUGGUGCCGGGCCCUAAUGACACUUGCCCGCCCUGGACCAGUGCCAAGAACGUGGUCCACUAUGACGUGCAGAGCAUCCUGUUUGACCUGCACCAGGCUGUGUCCAACCGUGACAGCACCGGGCGGCCUAAGAACAUCAUCACUGGAGCCUCUGCCGCUUCCCAGCUGCCGGCACAGCCUACCUCUCCCAGCAACAGUGGCAGCAUUGAGGAGCUCCACCAGCUGCCAGCAAAAUGGGUCGCGCCGGCAGCGGCCGGGGCUGGCACCGGAGGAGAUCUGGGAGAUGCCGAGGACACCCAGCUGGUCCUCAGCUGCCCGCAUUUCCGCAACGAGGUGGGUGGCGAGGUGGAGCCAAGGAAUGCCAGUCAGUGUCCCAAUGCUGCUGUGUCGGUGCUGGAGGAACCGCGAGAGAGCUAUCUGGCCCGGCAAGGGACCGCUGCUUACUUCAUUGAGCAUGCAGACCUGGGCGCCAACUAUUACCGGAAGUAUUUCAGUGGUAAAGAACAUCAAAACUUCUUUGGAACAGAUGAGACCCUUGGGCCAGUGGCAGUGAGCCUGAGGCGGGAAGAAAAAGACAAGGAUGCAGGGAGCAGCUCGCAGUAUUACUACAGGAUUAUUAUCAGGACAACGGAGCUGCGGACUCUCCGUGCAUCGAUCCUGGAGGAAUCGUUUCCCUCAUCCAUCCGUCAUGGCACGCAGAGGGGGAUUCCGCCAAAGAAACUUCUGGAGUAUGUGGUGCCGGGGCUGAACGUCCAGUGUCUUCGAUUGGCAUCUAACUCCCCUAAAGUGCCGGAAAUGCUGCUGAAGUUGGAUGAACAAGGGCUAUCUUUCCAGCGCAAAGUGGGGAUCAUGUACUGUAAAGCAGGACAGAGCACAGAGGAAGAGAUGUACAACAAUGAAACCGCUGGUCCAGCCUUUGAUGAGUUCCUUGACCUCCUGGGCCAGAGGGUGAAACUGAAGGGCUUUGAGAAAUAUCGAGCUCAGCUGGACAACAAGACGGACUCCACGGGUACUCAUUCGCUCUACACCACGUACCAGGAGUAUGAGAUUAUGUUCCACGUGUCAACUAUGCUUCCGUAUACUGCCAACAAUAGCCAACAGCUUUUAAGAAAGCGUCACAUUGGCAACGAUAUAGUCACCAUCGUCUUCCAGGAGCCCAGAGCUGGCCCGUUCACACCAAAAACCAUCCGAUCGCACUUCCAACAUGUCUUCCUAGUGGUACAAGUUCACGAUCCCUGCACUGACGAUGUGUCAUACAGUGUUGCAGUCACCCGAUCGAAAGAUAUUCCUGAGUUUGGGCCCUUUUUCCAGAAGGGGGUGACCUUCCCUAAAUCGGCCAACUUCCGGGACUUUUUGCUUGCCAAAGUCGUCAAUGCUGAGAACGCGGCAGAGAAGUCGGAGAAGUUCCAUGCCAUGGCCACGAGAACGCGGCAGGAGUACCUCAAGGACCUAGCGGAUAACUAUGUCACCACAGCUACCCUGGACUCUUCCUCAUCCAAACUGGCAGCCAUCAUCUCGCUGCCUACCAAGAAGAAGGAGAAGUUGAAGUUGAACCGGGCCCCCGAGAUGCACAGUGCCGGCGCUCUGGUCUGGAGUGUUACUGCCCGCCUGACGCAUACCCCUGAGGAAGCUGAGUGCGUCCUGGGAAUCUCCAAUGAGUUUGUUGUGCUGCUUGAUCAGAAGCUGCGAGUGGUUGUGUGGAAUUGCUCCUGCCGGGAUGUGAUUGGUUGGACCUUAUCUCCUGGGACCAUUAUAAUUUAUUACGAGCGAGGAGAAUUCGUGAUGAUUAAGACUUUGGAAAGCCAGCCAGAUGACAUCACUGAAAUUGUUCAACGGCUGGAGGUCGUAACCACAGGAUGUGAAACUGAAGAUCUUGUCCUCCUCAGGAACAGUGUCCACCAUCUGGGCUUUCAAACCAACGGAGAAGGAAUUGUGACCCAGGUGGAGAAGAAAGGUUACGCUGACCUGAAGGGCCUGAAGCUUUACAGCCGGUUGGUCAGGAUCUGCGACAUUCCGGUGGUGUCCCUGUCCUACAAGGAGAGGGCUGAGUAUCUGAGGAAAGCCAACAGCGUGAGGAUAACCGUCAUCCCACCUGACAGCAAGGGAAAGCCGAGAAUGAGUUUUUCUGAGCUGUACCGAAAGUCAAUCGAGGAGACUGAGCGAAAGGGAGAAAGAGUGACAGACACGGGCCUGGGGUCUCCUUGCUUGCGAAUCCUAAGGAUGUCCUCGCUCCAGGAAACCCGCAACACCAGUUCAGAGGGGGAUCAGUGCCUGACAAUGCGUAGCUGCUCUCUGGAGAAGACAUCUGCCCAAAGCCAGAGGACUAAGGAAGAUGCUGACUUCAGUUCCCUAAAGGCAUCACCUCCUGAUCUCAUCUUGGCUGCAAACUCUCAGCACCUGCUGCCUUCUGGAAACCUGGAGCCAGAUGCAGGUGACACCCAGGCUGCUACUCUCCAAAACUCUUUCUCUGGGACCAACUCUGCUGGGAUUUCCUCUUCGAGCAGCUCCGAUCCUGACCUCCAGGACUCCCAACAGGCCCAUCUGACUGAAUCCAUGUUGAGCAGCUCACCUGCUGGCGCCAACCAAAACUUGCCAUCUUGCCUCGAACUGGCCGAUACUGCGACCUCUGAUAACUCUAACACUGAGUGGCAGUCAUUGGCAGACAUAGCUUCAUACUGUGAUAGCCUGGUACAGUCCCUUUCGCUGGAAGAUGAGAGCACAGCAGAGCCAUCCAGAGCUGAUAACAGGGUUGACUUCACAGAAGCAGGCAGAUCAAGUCAAUCUCCAACAGGCCUCAAUGAGAAAGUGGUUCAUUUGGAAGCUAUUGUCAAGCAGCUGAAUGAGAAGCUGAUUAAGGAGCAAGAGGACAAGGCUUUGCUGGAGACUGAGGUGGAGCAGCUGCGGCAGAAUAAUCAGCGUCUUCAUCUGGAGUCACAGACCACGGUGUGCCACCUCUUAAAAGUAACUGAAUUACUGUGCCGUACCGCCCCAAAGCCUUCCUAACGUGCAUUAAGUAGGAGGGAGUGAGAAUUCGCUGGUUCGCUGUGCCUGAGUGGGACCCGCCUCUCAAUGGCGAGAAGGGCCACGCAAUUGUACCUGGCGCUGACUCGUGUUGUUUCUGGAAUCUUCCGGCACUGGGCUGCUGCUCUGUCAGAGUUCCAUUUUUUCUUGUGUUGUGUCAUUUUUUCUACUGUGGUUUAGUGCUUCUAGCAUCAUUACACUGACAGCAUGUUCUGUACAUACAUGGCUCAGGGAGUGAUCUUGUUGUCUCCUUUAGUACUCUGCUAAAUUUGGGAACAUUUUCACAGUCAUUGCAUGGGACAGGAGUUGGCUGUUUGGUCUAGCUGGUCUAUGCUCCUCAUGAGCCUCCUCCCAUGUGUUUCCCCCAUUUCCACCUCACCCUGUCAGCAUUGCCUUGGCAGCUUGAUUAACUGACAUUCCUCUUAAUAAUUACAAAAUAUUUUUGGCUUUUUAAAGCUUUACGGACUGUAACCAGUGAAUGUGGGGCUUGUACACGUUAAAGGUCAUGGAGGCCAACGGUUUUGAUCCUGCUCCCCCCCCCUCCGACUACCUGGGCUUUGCUGCAUGCUGUAGUUUGGUUGUGGUGGGGGUGGAAUGAUAGCUCAUGGAACCAGCAUGUGGUUAGCAUGUGCGCCAUCUGCUGUUUGGCUGUGAGCAGAAAGCGUGCAAUUCAAUACGGCCGAAGGGAUGCUGAGAUGCUGAUUUGACCUUGUCAAUGAAUCCAUGCUUUCCAGCCUCUCAGCCCUCCUGUGGCCAGGAAAUGAAAGGCAGCGAAUGUCAACAUUCACAAGGUGAUCAGCCUGGCGUAGACCCUUCCAAAAGGAGCUGAGUUUUCCUUAGGACUUAUUCUGCAUCAUGUCAAGUCAAAUAGAUGUGGAAAAAUACCUUGAGUUUUCCCAUAGCUUAUGUAAUACAUUCCAAAGCCAAAUAGAAAAAUCUU